UACUUCCUGUUCCCGCUAAUCCUGGCGUGGGGCCCGAGGCCCAAGAGUGACCGUGGCCUGAGUGACUUGGGGUUCCCGUGCCGACCGUGUCGCUCCGCGAAGCCAGACCCCAGGUGCUCGGGGCGGCUCUCGGGCCGCGCCCAACCUGCUCUGGGUUCCGGCGGGCAGCGGGCUGGGGCGGACUCCUGUCUUAGGAUGCCUAGGGAGGAGGAGGAGCGAGCCUUCCUGGAGGCCCGCGAGGAGCUGGCGAAUGCCCUGAGGAGGGAUUCCGGGCAGGCGUUUUCGGUGGAGCAGCUUCGGCCACUACUGGUCACCUCUCUGCCGCCAGCAGCCCGCUACUUGCAGCUGAACGCUGCACGCCUGGUCCGCUGCAACGCUCAUGGGGAGCCCCGAAACUACCUCAGCACCCUCUCCACGGCCCUGAACAUCCUGGAGAAAUAUGGCCGCAACCUUCUCAGUCCUCAGCGGCCCCGGUACUGGCGCGGGGUCAAGUUUAAUAAUCCUGUCUGCAGUACGGUGGAUGCUGUGCAGGGGGGCCGGGAUGUUCUGCGAUUAUAUGGCUACACAGAGGAGCAGCCAGAUGGAUUAAGCUUCCCUGAGGGGCAGGAGGAACCAGAUGAGCACCAAGUUGCCACAGUCACACUGGAAGUACUGCUGCUCCGGACAGAGCUCAGUCUUCUGUUACAGAAUACUCAUCCAAAACCUCAAGCACUGGAGCAGCUGCUGAAAGACAAGGUUGAAGAUGAUAUAUUGCAGCUCUCAGAGUUUGCCCCCUUACUGAGACAGAUUGCUCCUGGCCCCCUCACCACACCCUCUGCCCCAGGCUCCACACCUGGUCCCUGCUUCCUCUGCGGUUCUGCUCCAGGCACACUGCACUGCUCAUCCUGUAAACAGGCCUUGUGCCCAACUUGCGAUUGUCUCUUCCAUGGACACCCAGACCGAGCACAUCACCUCCGCCAGACCUUGCCAGGGGUCCCCCAGGCUACCCACCUGACCCCCAGCUUACCUGCCUCGGCUCCACCACGGCCUCAGUCAGCCUCCCUGCUGGCCCUGGGGGACAGCUCUCUUUCUUCCCCUGAUCCUGCAAGUGCCUGUCUGCCCUGGCACUGUUCUGCCUGUGCCAUGCUAAAUGAACCUUGGGCAGUACUAUGUGUGGCCUGUGAUCGGCCCCGCGGCUGUAAGGGGUUGGGGCUGGGGGUUGAGGGCCCCCAAGGAGCUGGGGGCCUAGAACCUGAGCUUGCACGGGGUCACUGGGCCUGCCAGAGCUGCACCUUUGAAAAUGAGGCAGCAGCUGUGCUAUGUGCCAUAUGUGAGCGACCUCGGCUGGCUCAGCCUCCUAGCUUGGUGGUGGAUUCUCAGGAUUCCGGCAUUUGCCUGCAGCCCUUCAGGUAACCUCAGGGGCAGACUUUGCUCUCCUCUGCCCAGACUCCCGUGUGGUACUGUAUUCACUGUACCUUCUGCAACUCGGGCCCUGGCUGGGUGUGUGCCAUGUGCAACCGGACCAGCAGCCCCAUCCCAGUAAAGCACAGCCCUCGGCCCCAUGCCAGCUCUUUGGAAGAGCGACUCCCUGAAGCAGGGCCUCUACGCCGCCUCAGUGGCCCCCUCCCCAGUUCCUCUGGGGACCUUGAGAAGCAGCGCCAAGACAAGAUGCGAGAGGAAGGUCUCCAGCUGGUGAUCAAGAUCCGGGAAGGAGAAGCUGGAGGAGCUAGUCCAGAAGAGGUCUUCUCAGCUCUGCAGUACUCGGGCACCGAGGUGCCCCUGCAGUGGCUGCGCUCAGAGCUACCCUACGUGCUGGAGAUGGUGGCCGAGCUGGCUGGACAGCAAGACCCGGGGCUGGGUGUCUUUUCCUGUCAGGAGGCCCGGAAAGCCUGGCUGGAUCGUCACGGCAAUCUGGAUGAGGCUGUGGAAGAGUGUGUGAGGGCCCGGCGGAGGAAGGUGCAGGAGCUCCGGUCCCUGGGCUUUGGGCCCGAGGAGGGGUCUCUUCAAGCCUUGUUUCAACACGGGGGUGAUGUGGCACGAGCCCUGACUGAGCUACAGCGCCAGCGCCUAGAGCCCUUCCAUCAGCGCCUCUGGGACAGUGGCCCUGAGCCCACGCCUUCCUGGGAUGGGCCUGAUAAGCAGAGCCUGGUCAGACGGCUUUUGGCAGUCCAUGCACUCCCCAGCUGGGGCCGGGCAGAGCUGGCACUGUCAUUGCUGCAGGAGACACCCAGGAACUAUGAGUUGGGGGACGUGGUGGAGGCUGUGAGGCAGAGCCAGGACCGGGCCUUCCUGCGCCGCUUGCUUGCCCAGGAGUGUGCCGUGUGCGGCUGGGCCUUGCCCCGAAACCGGAUGCAGGCCCUGACCUCCUGUGAGUGCACCAUCUGUCCCGACUGCUUCCGCCAGCACUUCACCAUUGCCUUGAAGGAGAAGCACAUCACAGACAUGGUGUGCCCUGCCUGUGGCCGCCCCGACCUCACAGAUGACACACAGUUGCUCAGCUACUUCUCCACCCUCGAUAUCCAGCUUCGAGAGAGCCUAGAGCCAGAUGCCUAUGCGCUGUUCCACAAGAAGCUGACUGAGGGCGUGCUCAUGCGGGACCCCAAGUUCCUGUGGUGUGCCCAGUGCUCCUUCGGCUUCAUAUAUGAGCGUGAGCAGCUGGAGGCAACAUGUCCCCAGUGUCACCAGACCUUCUGUGUGCGCUGUAAGCGUCAGUGGGAGGAGCAGCACCGAGGCCGGAGCUGUGAAGAUUUCCAGAACUGGAAACGCACCAAUGACCCGGAGUACCAGGCCCAGGGCUUGGCGAUGUACCUUCAGGAAAAUGGCAUAGACUGCCCCAAGUGCAAGUUCUCGUACGCACUGGCCCGAGGAGGCUGCAUGCACUUUCACUGCACCCAGUGCCGCCACCAGUUCUGCAGUGGCUGCUACAAUGCCUUUUAUGCCAAGAAUAAAUGUCCAGACCCUAACUGCAGGGUGAAGAAGUCCCUGCAUGGCCACCACCCUCGAGACUGCCUCUUCUACCUGCGGGACUGGACUGCUCGCCGGCUCCAGAAGCUGCUGCAGGACAAUAACGUCAUGUUCAACACAGAACCCCCAGUAGGGGCCCGGGCAGUGCCUGGAGGUGGCUGCCGAGUGAUGGAGCAGAAGGAGGUGCCCAAUGGCUUCCGGGAUGAAGCCUGUGGCAAGGAGACUCCUGCUGGCUAUGCUGGCCUCUGCCAGGCACACUACAAAGAAUAUCUUGUGAGCCUCAUCAAUGCCCACUCUCUGGACCCAGCCACCCUGUAUGAGGUGGAGGAGCUGGAGACAGCUGCCGAGCGCUACCUGCACAUGCACCCCCAGCCGCUGCCUGGGGAGGAUCCCCCAACCUAUCACGCACGCUUAUUGCAGAAGCUGAUAGAAGAGGUGCCCUUGGGACAGAGUAUCCCCCGCAGGAGGAAGUAGCUGAGGGCGAGGGUCCCUUGGUCCGACUUCCUCAGGAGCAGCUCCAGCACUAAUAAAGAGGCAUUUCCUUG
Molecule: messenger RNA, 3488 nt
Organism: Phacochoerus africanus (Common warthog)
Lineage: Eukaryota; Metazoa; Chordata; Mammalia; Artiodactyla; Suidae
Gene: RNF31
Product: ring finger protein 31
Biological process (GO): protein linear polyubiquitination
Cellular component (GO): LUBAC complex
Molecular function (GO): ubiquitin protein ligase activity; K63-linked polyubiquitin modification-dependent protein binding; K48-linked polyubiquitin modification-dependent protein binding
Source: RefSeq, a predicted model, not a curated record